AACACUUUAUAUGUUGUGUUUAUAUUUUUGUUCAGUAUAUGUUUUCGAGGUUACCUGGACACAUCCCUGAUAAAAACAAGGCACUAGGUCAUACUGCAAACAAACACACCCAACACUUAAUACAGCUAAUUUCUAUUGGAUUAACAAGAAACAGGUUUUUCCAUGUUUCCACACAUAAUUGGCAUAUAUUUGCAUAGGCAGAUGUAGUCCUUGUGGUAAGUCCCUUUAACAAGUCACAAGACCAGAGGAUCCCUUCUGUAAGAGAGGAAACACUAAGGGAAGCCUGCUCUCUAGGAGUUAGGUAACCCAGUGAACUGUCCAAACCCAGGCAUAACCUGUAUGAGGAUCCUUCUGCUGGUUGUUCAUCUGCUUCAACCCAGCACAUCCUAAUAUCUCACCAGGGUUCCAGAGAGGAGAGAGGGGCUGGAGCUGUUCCAAACAUCAAAGGCAGACCCAUACUGGUUAUAAGGGAAACCACCCUCUAACCUAGUCCUGUAAGCAUGGGGAAGAUAGAGAGCAAGCAACCAGCCCCAGACAUUCCCAAGAUAACCUCAACCUGGUGGGAGACGCUAGAGAAGAAGCCACCUGCCCCAACCAUGACCAUUCCAAACAUUAACUUUAAUUUCCCAACCCUGUGGGGGAGGAGAGAGAGCAAGCCACCAGACCCAGACAUACCCAGUAUAUUCUCCACCUUGUGGAGAACCCCCAACAACCCCAAUGAUUUCGUCCCUCUAUUCAACGACUGUGUGGGGAUAGCUGCAGCUAGGACCCAGGAGUAUCUCCUAUUCCUGGACCCAGAGGACAAGUUCCAGCCCAGCCCGGCAGCCCUCAACGAUAUUUUCCUAAUGACCUAUAUCACCCAGAGCAGCCACCUCCACAUGACCGACUCCUUCAACUGCACCACCAUGACCAAGCAGCAGCGCAUCCUCCUGGGUGCUGACUGGGUGUGGGCUGUACUGGAGAGGCCCACCAAGAACCCCCGCAUCCAGAUCGCCGUGCAGAUCCUGCACCUGCCCGAGAGGGGGGGAGGGCCAGCCGAGGACAUCCCUCCGGAGGUGUACACUGAAUCCAUGCAGAUGGCCAAGAUGGAGUCUGCUCAUAGGAACAAGGCAGAGAGGAUGGUGGAUUUCUGUGCCUCCAUCGGUAAUGACUGCUACGCCCUCUUUCUCCUCUUCGGCCGCAAGGGCGACCCGGGCAACAUCUACGGGGUGCUGAGCAACAACUUUCACGCUGCUAUAGGGAAGACUAAGAUCAACCGUGCACUCAUUGAGAAUUUCUUUAAAGGGUCCAGGUACUUACACACGCCCACUGGAAUGCUACAGGCUAUCAUCACCAAGAGAGAUUGUGACCCUUUAACUCUGCUCAUCAAGUUUACCUGACCAGUGUGAUCGAUGACAGUACAACCAUAUGGUACCUUUCAGAUGACUCUGUGUUUACUGUAGUGUUUCAAAUGGGGGGAAGGACUGUUGUGAUUGGUGGGUUUAUGCUUGCCUGGGACUCGGGGACCCAGUGUGCUGAAAUUGGCCCGUGUCCAUGUCUCAUGUGUGUACUACUGACCCAUGCCUGCUGACAGCUGCUCACACCCCCAUGGUUAGUAUUUCUGUUAGGGCUCUAUUCAAUCAGAUCCGCUUUAACCGACAUCCGCAUAGCGGUUCUUUUGGCAGUGUCGGAGGUGGAACUGCGUUAGAACUGUCAAAUCCAAAGCGGCUCCUGGCAUUAUACCUAAAGCGGACAUUGCCAUUGGCUGCACAGAGUCGCAUUAAGAGAAAUUCCAUGCAACCUUGUUUACAACUUCUAACACUGGAAUGUGAGAUGUAAUCUACACCUGGAGUAGGCUGAUAGAAAUCCUCAUUAUUUU
Coregonus clupeaformis (lake whitefish) is the source of this 1858-nucleotide messenger RNA. RefSeq names its product rab15 effector protein-like. Bases 501 to 1379 code for a protein of 292 amino acids. Lineage: Eukaryota; Metazoa; Chordata; Actinopteri; Salmoniformes; Salmonidae. Gene Ontology annotation, biological process: receptor recycling. The record is from RefSeq and is a predicted model, not a curated record. The transcript is spliced from 2 exons.